CUGCCGAAGAGGUUGGAUUGGGAAGGCAACGAGCACAACAGGAGCUACGAGGAAUUGGUUUUGUCCAAUAAGCAUGUGGCUCCUGAUCAUCUGUUGCAAAUCUGCCAGCGCAUCGGCCCCAUGCUGGAUAAAGAAAUCCCACCCAGUAUUUCAAGAGUCACUUCUUUACUUGGUGCAGGAAGGCAGUCUUUGCUACGUACAGCAAAAGACUGCAGGCACACAGUUUGGAAGGGCUCUGCCUUUGCUGCUCUUCAUAGAGGAAGACCCCCCGAAAUGCCGGUGAACUAUGGUUCCCCACCAAAUCUUGUGGAGAUACAUCGAGGAAAACAACUCACAGGGUGUUCCACUUUUAGCACAGCAUUUCCAGGAACUAUGUAUCAGCAUAUAAAAAUGCACAGAAGGAUUCUUGGACAUCUGUCCGCUGUUUACUGUGUAGCAUUUGAUAGGACGGGACAUAGAAUCUUUACAGGUUCAGAUGAUUGUUUGGUGAAGAUUUGGUCAACACACAAUGGCCGCCUACUGUCCACAUUAAGAGGUCAUUCUGCAGAAAUUUCAGAUAUGGCAGUUAACUAUGAGAAUACAAUGAUUGCUGCAGGGAGCUGUGAUAAAAUAAUUAGAGUGUGGUGCUUGAGAACUUGUGCCCCAGUUGCUGUGCUCCAGGGACACACGGGGUCAAUUACAUCUUUACAGUUUAGCCCAAUGGCCAAAGGCUCUCAAAGAUACAUGGUCUCUACUGGUGCUGAUGGGACAGUUUGUUUUUGGCAGUGGGAUUUAGAAUCCCUGAAAUUCAGUCCACGUCCCUUGAAGUUCACUGAAAAGCCUAGACCCGGCGUUCAAAUGCUGUGUUCUUCUUUCAGUGUUGGUGGUAUGUUUUUAGCCACAGGCAGUACAGAUCAUGUAAUCAGAAUGUAUUUUUUGGGUUUUGAAGCACCUGAAAAAAUCGCAGAACUUGAAAGUCACACUGAUAAAGUUGAUAGCAUCCAGUUUUGUAACAACGGUGACCGGUUUUUAAGUGGUAGCAGAGAUGGAACAGCACGGAUUUGGAGGUUUGAGCAGUUAGAAUGGAGAAGCAUUUUAUUGGAUAUGGCUACCAGAAUCUCAGGGGAUUUAUCUUCCGAAGAGGAAAGGUUUAUGAAACCCAAAGUAACAAUGAUAGCUUGGAAUCAGAAUGAUAGCAUUGUUGUGACAGCCGUGAAUGAUCACGUACUCAAAGUGUGGAAUUCUUAUACUGGACAACUGCUUCAUAACUUAUUGGGACAUGCUGAUGAAGUAUUUGUUUUGGAGACACAUCCCUUUGAUUCCAGAAUUAUGUUAUCUGCAGGACAUGAUGGCAGCAUAUUUAUAUGGGAUAUUACAAAAGGCACCAAGAUGAAACAUUAUUUUAAUAUGAUUGAAGGACAAGGACAUGGAGCUGUAUUUGACUGUAAAUUUUCACAGGAUGGACAGCAUUUUGCCUGUACAGAUUCUCACGGGCACCUUCUGAUAUUUGGUUUUGGAUGCAGCAAGCCAUAUGAAAAGAUCCCUGAUCAGAUGUUCUUCCACACUGACUAUCGACCACUGAUUAGAGAUUCUAACAAUUAUGUCUUAGAUGAGCAAACUCAGCAGGCGCCUCACCUCAUGCCUCCACCAUUCUUGGUAGAUGUAGAUGGAAAUCCUCAUCCCACCAAGUAUCAGAGAUUGGUACCAGGCCGAGAAAAUUCUGCCGACGAGCAUUUGGUUCCACAGCUAGGCUAUGUGGCAACAAGUGAUGGAGAGGUAAUUGAACAAAUUAUAAGCCUACAAACUAAUGAUAAUGGUGAACGCAGCCCCGAGUCCAGUGUUCUGGAUGGGAUGAUAAGACAGUUGCAGCAGCAGCAAGAUCAGAGACUGGGAGCAGGCCAGGAUACUACUGCCAGUGGACUUCCAAAUGGGGAAGAAACACCACGAAGAGGUUUUAGAAGACUAAGCUUAGACAUCCAGUCUCCUCCAAACAUUGGUCUGCGUCGUAGUGGACAAGUUGAAGGUGUUCGUCAGAUGCAUCAGAAUGCGCCCCGUAGUCAGAUUGCCACAGAACGCGACCUGCAGGCGUGGAAGAGAAGAGUGGUUGUGCCAGAGGUACCACUAGGCAUAUUUAGGACUCAGUCUGAUUCAGUGGUUUUGAUGUCACAGUCUAGGCAGAGGACAUGUAGGCGUAAAUAUCCAUUUUAUGGUAGAAGGAAUCUUGGACGGAUUGAGUUAUCUUCUGGAAAUGAAUCUUCAAGCUCUAUAAGACAUGAGACUUCCUGUGAUCAAAGUGAAGGUUCUUGUUCUUCUGAAGAAGAAGAAUGGAAAAGUGAUAGAAGAAGUGAAAGUUAUAGUGAAAGUUCAAGUGACUCUUCAUCUAGAUACUCUGAUUGGACAGCUGAUGCAGGCAUCAAUUUGCAGCCUCCAUUACGAACAUCAUCUCGUCGGCGAAUUACCCGAUUUUGUAGUAGUUCAGAGGAUGAAAUGUCUACUGAGAAUUUAUCUCCUCCAAAAAGGAGACGAAAGAGAAAGAAAGAAAAUGAGUCUAAAAAUGAGAAUUUGCGGAGGGUGACUCCGACAGAGCUUGCAGAUAUGGAACAUUUAUGUGAAUUGCAUCCUCCAGUUUGGAUAACUGACACCACACUUCGAAAGUCUCCUUUUGUUCCUCAGAUGGGUGAUGAGGUAAUAUAUUUUCGACAGGGUCAUGAAGCUUAUAUUGAGGCCGUCAGAAGAAAUAACAUUUAUGAACUGAACCCUAACAAGGAGCCAUGGAGAAAAAUGGAUCUUAGGGAUCAAGAAUUGGUCAAAAUAGUUGGAAUACGAUACGAGGUUGGGCCCCCUACACUCUGUUGCCUCAAACUAGCAUUUAUAGAUCCUGCAACUGGAAAACUUAUGGACAAAUCUUUCUCUAUUAGAUAUCAUGAUAUGCCAGAUGUUAUUGACUUUCUUGUGUUGCGUCAAUUUUAUGAUGAAGCAAGGCAGAGGAACUGGCAGUCUUGUGACAGGUUCCGUUCUAUCAUUGAUGAUGCUUGGUGGUUUGGAACGGUGCUCAGUCAAGAACCCUAUCAGCCACAGUACCCUGAUAGUCAUUUCCAGUGUUACGUUGUUAGGUGGGACAAUACUGAAAUGGAAAAGCUUAGCCCAUGGGACAUGGAACCAAUUCCUGAUAAUGUUGAUCCACCUGAAGAAUUAGGAGCUAGUAUUUCUGUCACUUCAGAUGAACUAGAGAAAUUGCUCUACAAACCACAAGAUGGUGAAUGGGGUCAGAAAUCGAGAGAUGAAGAAUGUGAACGAAUUAUUAGUGGUAUAGAUCAACUUUUGAAUCUUGAUAUAGCAGCAGCUUUUGCAGGUCCAGUUGAUCUGUGCACAUAUCCGAAGUACUGUACUGUUGUAGCUUAUCCAACUGAUCUUUACACAAUUCGAAUGAGACUCGUUAAUCGAUUUUACAGGAGGCUGUCUGCAUUAGUUUGGGAAGUCAGAUAUAUAGAACAUAAUGCCAGAACAUUUAAUGAACCUGAGAGUGUAAUUGCAAGAUCAGCUAAGAAGAUAACUGACCAACUUCUAAAAUUUAUCAAGAAUCAAGACUGUACAAAUAUCUCAGAACUUUCUAACACUUCUGAAAAUGAUGAGCAAAAUGCAGAGGAUUUGGAUGAUAGUGAUCUUCCUAAAACAUCUUCUGGAAGAAGGAGAGUCCGUGAUUGGAGGAAAAGGAGCAUCAGAGCAACCAACUAUGUUGAAAACAACUGGAAGAAACAGUGUAAGGAACUAGUGAACUUAAUUUUUCAGUGUGAAGAUUCUGAACCAUUUAGACAACCUGUUGAUUUGGUUGAAUAUCCAGACUACCGAGAUAUUAUAGAUACUCCAAUGGAUUUUGGAACAGUAAGAGAAACUUUAGAAGCGGAAAAUUAUGACAGCCCUUUGGAAUUUUGCAAAGACAUCCGGUUGAUAUUUAGCAAUGCAAAAGCAUAUACACCAAACAAAAGAUCAAAGAUUUACAGUAUGACCUUGAGAUUGUCUGCCUUAUUUGAAGAAAAAAUGAAGAAAAUCUCCUCUGAUUUUAAAAUUGGUCAAAAAUUCAAAGAACAACUUCGAAGGAGCCAGAGAUUCCAGAGACGGCAAAGUUAUACCUGUGUCAACCAGGCCAACAGAAGUGUCAGAAAUACCAAGCAGAAGCGUUUAAAAUCUCAGACAAGAGUAAGUCCUGAGUUGGCAGGUUCCCCGGCCCAGUCUACCUCAAGUCGGGCAGCUUAUUCUGGAAGCCACAAGGGAAGUGCUAGUGUCUCUUCGGGUGUUACUUCUGGUGACUCUUCAGAUUCAACAGAUUCAUCAGAAAGAACAAGAAGAAACAGGCCUGUCACUGUGACCAAUGGUUCUACAUUAUCUGAAAGUGAAAUGGAAGAUUCCUUAGGUACCUCUUCGUCGUCUUCAGCCUCAUGUAGUUCUGAGGAAAGCAGAGAGAGUUUGAGAGCUCGUGAGCCCUCCUUCCGUGGUAGGCUGGCCAGAAGCAGCACCCUCAGGGCGACCAGAACCAGGGCUGCUCAGAGAAAAGCUGGUCCAGUUUCUUUAGAAAAUGGAUGUGGCAGAAAAGCCACUCGAAAGAGAGUCUAUUUAAGUGAUUCUGAUAACAAUUCAUUGGAGACUGGGGAAAGGCGAAAAGCCAGAGCGGGAAAUAAUCGGAAAGUUCUACGAAAGUGUGCUGCUGUGGCUGCCAAUAAGAUAAAGCUAAUGAGUGACGCAGAGGAGAAUUCUAGCUCGGAAAGUGUCUGUUCUGGCCGUAAACUGCCUCACCGCAAUGCUUCUGCUGUAGCUAGACAAAAGUUACUACAUAAUUCAGAAGAUGAUCAGAGCUUAAAGUCAGAAAUUGAAGAGGAGCUGAAAGACCAAAAUCAGCCGUCACCAGUGCUCAGCUCUUGUGCUGCCCAGAGUGCUGCCAGUGACUCUGAAGAUGGAGAUUCAGAGUCAGAAAGUGAUUUGCAGGCCAUCCGGAAAGGCUGGCAUGCUAAUGGCUACAAGUCCCACACUCCAACUUCUAAAACAAAAUUUCUCAAAAUAGAGUCUUCUGAAGACGACUCUAAAAGUCAUGGUUGGGAUAAUGGACAUAACAGGACUGCUGGCCCAUCGACAUCUGGGCAGAAACUGCAGGCAGAAAGCGCAUCAGAGGAAGAGGAGGAAGCAGGUUCUGAACUGAGAAAAUAUGCUGGCAGGAAACACAACACAGGUCGCAAGCAUGCAACUUUCCUUAAAAAAGCAAAAAUCUUCAGUGAUUCAGAUGACUCCGAAUCUGAAGAAGGUAGAGAAGAUGGCAGAUGUCAUGAAAUGGAAACAAGCCGGCUUUCGGGAAAUUCGAAGUCUGGCCCUAUUGCUGGGUCCCAGUGUUUCUCAGAUCAUGUAUCUGAAACUGAUUUGGAUUCAGAUGAUGACAAAACAACAGAAAAAGCCAACAGUUUUAUGAACGAUUCUGCAUCACAAGACCAUGGACACAGCAGAAAAUUUUCCAGGAAAAGGGUCUGUUCCAGUGACUCAGACGGCAAUUCCAAGGUGGUUAAGAAGUCAUCAAAAGCCAAAACGGGUCUCCUGAGGAUUCCUCGAAGAUGUGCGGCCACUGCGGCCAGUAAGAUAAAGCUCAUGAGUGAUGUGGGAGAUGCUAGUUUAGGAAAUGUGUGUACUAGAAGCAAAAAUGGAAGGAAAAAGCCCCUCCGUGUUGCACGUCCCACAGCUGAGCCGAAUGGGAGUGAUUCCGAGGGAGCUGUAGACGGUGAAGGGCCAGAUGAACCGCGUUCCUGUGGAGGCGAGCCCGCCCAUGCCGACUGGGAGGGCAGGAUCAACAGCACAAAGCAGCCUCUGAGUGGGGACUCAGACUCUGAAGGGGUGUCAGAUUCCGCACAUGAGAGCAGGCCUGCCAGGCAGACGAGUAAUCACAGAACAACUGCUGCGCCUUGGAGAACAAAGAAUUCCUCAGUUGGGUCUUCAGAGGAGGAUUCCAAAAGCCGUAAUCCAGGGGGUGAGAUUCGUAGAAAAUUUUCUUCUGAGUCAACUUUGGCGCAAAAAGCUACUGCAGAGAAUAAUUUUGAAGAGGAAUUGAAUUAUGGGUUGCGCAGGUGGAAUGGCAGAAGACUCAGGACCUAUGGGAAGGCUCCUUUCAGUAAGACAGAAGUGAUUGAGGACGCACAGGAAGCCGCCAAGUCGGAAACGAAAAGGAAGAGACUGCAUCCUGAGCUGGAAAAUGCGAAGACUUCAGAAACAACAGGGAAUUCGAAGUGCGGACCUGACACUAGUCCUAAAUCUGAUUCAGAUUUGGGGUCUGGGACUGAGUCAGAUGUUGACUCUGCUGAUGAGACAAAAACCAAAAAGAGGAAAACGAAAGGAAAAGCAAAAGUAGUUAGAAAAGGUAAAACUUUUACAGCUAACAUACCUAAAACUGUGAGGCGACAAAGACAACGCAAACGCCCUAGGUUAAGUGUGGAUGAUAAUGACUGGGAGGAUUUGGACUAUGCAAAAUCUAAGAGAGUUCUUCGACGUUCCAAAAUAAAAACGAGAAAUCAGGGUAGAAGGACCGUGAGAUACCAUGAUGGGGAUGAUGAGAGAAGCUUAGAAAAUGUGUUAGAUUUUGAUGAUUGCACCUUAUGACCUUGAGGGAAAACCAGUUCAUUUAAAGGAAGUGGACUGGAAUUUAUGGUGAAAGUUGGCUGUUGAAAUUAUUUUUUUGUCCUACAAUUCAGGGAAUAUAUUUAUAUUUUUCUAUGAAAAGUUAUGAAUGUGACAAAAUCAUGACUGUUAUUUUUGUUUGCACUUGCUUGCCCUUGUAGCAGCGUUCAGCACAGGUGCCAAAAUAUGCUUCAUUUUGGGGGCAGAUCUACUUUGACAGUAUUUAACUGCAGAGAGCAAGAGUCUGAAAUGUGUUUAACACUAGACAUCCUGGUUAUGAAACCAGUGAGCAUUACCUUCUGGUAGCAAGUGCCAUACAGCUACUUUCUAAAUUCAUGAAGAGGUGGUAGUUUCUAACCCCUGUCCUGUUAUAGUGUAACAAGUUCACAUGACCUAUGUUUACAGACUUGUCAUAAAUAUUAUGUGCAUACUGACAUUACAAUCAUGGCAAGUGUAACCAUGAUUAGUAGGCAAGGUACCUACCACUUUUUUUUCUUUCCCUGGCUACUUGAGUAGAAUGCAUUAUACCAGAUUUGGUCAUUUUCAUUGCAAUUGUUUCCAAUGUUGUUGGGUCGGUCUCUCUCUCUCUCUCCUUCUCUCUCUCUCUCUCUCUCUCUCUCUCUCUCUCUCUCUCUCUCUCUC
This is a messenger RNA of Hipposideros armiger (great roundleaf bat), 7269 nucleotides long. RefSeq names its product bromodomain and WD repeat domain containing 1 (gene BRWD1). Lineage: Eukaryota; Metazoa; Chordata; Mammalia; Chiroptera; Hipposideridae. The record is from RefSeq and is a predicted model, not a curated record. Gene Ontology annotation, cellular component: nucleus. The transcript has 38 exons. Gene Ontology annotation, biological process: cytoskeleton organization; regulation of cell shape; regulation of transcription by RNA polymerase II. Gene Ontology annotation, molecular function: protein binding. The coding region runs from base 121 to 6609 and encodes 2162 amino acids.